Molecule: messenger RNA, 518 nt
Organism: Paraglomus occultum
Lineage: Eukaryota; Fungi; Glomeromycota; Glomeromycetes; Paraglomerales; Paraglomeraceae
Source: the annotation of a GenBank genome assembly
CUCAGACUUAUUUCCUGGAAAAAAACAUGAGAACUGUUCGAAUCGAUCCUCUCACAAACGGUCAAUAUGUUUCGGAAUACCUGUCACAGUUUAGAGGAUACUUUACGGAAUCGGAAUUUAAGACUUGCAUCGAUGCGUUGAAUAAACCUUUUAAAGCAUACAAGAGGAAAAUUGUAUCGAUGUGGUCCAUAAUACUGUUAUCGUUUAUUACUUGUUACGUUAUUCUUGGCAUCUUUACAAAAGCUGCGGAAGGUUUAGACUUUUUCCUCUGGUUUUGUCUGGUCUUUACGGGAUGGAUGCUUGUUCCUAUCCCUUUAAUUUUUUUUAACUUGAAAUGGAUCAGACAGAGAGAGCAUGAAAGGGCUCAAAUCAUCGAUAGUUUUGAUGUCUCUGAUCGACCCAAAGGCAUUUCGUGGAUAUAUACGAAAGAAAUAUACUCAUUCGCUGCUCGUCGACAGUCAAACUUGGUCAUCGAGUUGCCUGAGGGUUCUUCUAUUCGUUACGAUUUUAAAUGUUAA